Juglans microcarpa x Juglans regia is the source of this 1874-nucleotide messenger RNA. RefSeq names its product 3-dehydroquinate synthase, chloroplastic-like. The coding region runs from base 327 to 1712 and encodes 461 amino acids. The transcript is spliced from 8 exons. The record is from RefSeq and is a predicted model, not a curated record. Gene Ontology annotation, molecular function: 3-dehydroquinate synthase activity. Gene Ontology annotation, biological process: aromatic amino acid biosynthetic process. Lineage: Eukaryota; Viridiplantae; Streptophyta; Magnoliopsida; Fagales; Juglandaceae. Gene Ontology annotation, cellular component: cytoplasm.
CAACUCGAUCUCACGUCUGUACCACUUGCAACACAACUGACAUUUUGGUAAGGGAAGAACUGCAGAUGCUAUCAAACUUUCCAAGUCUAUUCAUGGGAGGUUGGUUGGAAGUUGGAUCUUGGGGGGAGGAAGAAGACGACGGCCGACAGGUGACUCCCCUGGAAGAGGACAAGUAGGUCCGCGUCCGAGCGUCCUUAACCAAUCGCCCGCUUCACCUACCCUCUCUUUUUUUCACAAAAAUCCCACCUCACCCGGACGAACGAGCGCAUACUUAACUCUUCUCUCUCUCUCCCAUCAACCUCUAACUCGAGCCCGGAACAGAGCCCAUGGCAGCAACCACGAAUCCGUUCUCUGUUUCCGUCUCAUCCAAACCAACCGGGGGCUCCGCUUUCCCUAAACCCAACGACUCGGCCGACUUCUUCCUUCGCGUUCAGAACCCUCUUAACACGGUCUCCCUCCGGUCUUCGUUUGUUUCUCCGGGUUCGACCGAGUUGAGUUUGAGCCGGGGAGGGGGUUCGGUGACGAGUGCGAAACGAGGAGCGAGGUCGGCGAGGAUACGCGCUAGUUUGGCUGAGGUUAUGGACCAAUCAGUGGCUAAGAAAGAUCCUAUAGCUCCAACAACUGUGGACGUCGAUUUGGGCGACCGCAGCUACCCGAUUUACAUCGGAUCGGGACUUCUUGAUCAACCUCACCUUCUGCAGAGGCAUGUUCAUGGGAAGAGAGUUCUUGUGGUCACUAACGACACAGUAGCACCCCUCUACCUGAAUAAGGUUGUUGAAGCUUUAACUAAGGGAAACCCAAAUGUAUCAGUUGAGAGUGUUAUUUUACCAGAUGGCGAAAAAUACAAGCAGAUGGAUACUCUUAUGAAAAUCUUUGACAAGGCCAUUGAGUCACGAUUGGACCGACGUUGUACAUUUAUUGCCCUUGGAGGUGGCGUGAUUGGUGACAUGUGUGGCUUUGCUGCUGCGUCCUUUCUCCGUGGUGUUAAUUUCAUUCAGAUUCCUACAACAGUGAUGGCUCAGGUGGAUUCCUCUGUUGGUGGCAAAACUGGGAUAAACCAUCGCCUUGGGAAGAACUUGAUUGGAGCCUUUUACCAACCUCAAUGUGUACUUAUAGACACAGACACAUUGAACACGUUGCCUGAUAGGGAACUGGCAUCGGGGCUUGCUGAGGUUAUAAAAUAUGGGCUUAUCAUGGAUGCUGAAUUUUUUGAGUGGCAGGAGAAGAAUAUGCAGGCAUUAAUGGCUAGGGAUCCCAGUGCACUGACUUAUGCUAUAAAACGGUCAUGUGAAAACAAGGCCGAGGUCGUGUCCCUAGAUGAGAAGGAAAGUGGACUGAGGGCAACACUGAACUUGGGACAUACAUUUGGCCAUGCAAUAGAAACUGGGUUUGGCUAUGGACAGUGGCUCCAUGGAGAAGCUGUUGCUGCUGGCACGGUCAUGGCUGUUGACAUGUCAUAUCGUCUUGGUUGGAUUGAUGAUUCUAUUGUGAAGCGAGCCCGCGACAUUCUACAGCAGGCUAAGUUGCCUACUACUCCUCCCAACACCAUGACUGUGGAAAUGUUCAAGUCUGUUAUGGCGGUUGAUAAGAAGGUAGCUGAUGGGCUACUGAGGCUGAUACUUUUAAAAGGUCCUCUAGGCAAUUGUGUUUUUACCGGUGAUUAUGAUAGAAAGGCCCUGGAUGAAACACUCCGUGCAUUUUGUAAGUCCUGACUCAAUAUCUGAAGCUGCUUUUGGUCUCAGCUGUGUGCAAUUUUUCUAUUUGUACUCCUGGUCUUCCUAAAGUCCGUCGGCAAGAGCUUUACCAAUUUGUAAUUUUAAGUGUAGCAUGUUUAAUAAUUCAUUUCUGUGUAUUCAUAAUUCAUUAGUCAGUUA